AUGAGGUUAUUGUCAUGGGCACCAAUAUGGCUGGUCGUUGUAACUUUAUUAAACUUUCCACUCGCUAAUGCAGAUAAUAACGAAUUUAUACCAAAAGUAACGAAAACUUCAUCCAAAAGUUCAUUCAAUAUCGAACCAUUCGAUGAUUCUACAACCAUUUUAAAAUUAGAAGAUUCUAAUUUGUUCAGAUCUGAAAAUAAUGGUGAAUCUUGGAAUCCCAUCAAAGAAAUCAAAGAUAAAGUUUAUUGGGUACAUGUAGACGAAUUCAAUUCUCAUGAUAGAGCAUUCGCAUAUUCUGAAAGUGAUAAAACUAAUAUAAUCUACAUUACUGAAGAUCAAGGUAAAACUUGGAAAUCAUCAAAAGUACCAAUGGAUUCUAAGAAAACUUCAAUUCAUGGUUGUCAUGUUUUAACUCACCCAACUAAUAAGAAUUAUCUGAUCGCUAGAUGUACCGCCUGUGAUGCAAGCGCCUCUUCAAAAACACUUAAGGGGAAAUAUACCUCGAAUACUAGAUGUGAAACAAUCACAUUUUUGUCUCAAAAUCUUGGGAAAUCAUAUAAUAAAGUGGAACCACCUUCAAUCAAAAAAAUCGAAUCAACUAUUAGUACAGAAACUAUAUGUAGGUUUAUGAGAAAUACGAAAAACUCUCAAUUAGGUGACUCAGAUGCAACUGUAGUAUGUUCAUACGAUAUAAUAGAACAACCAAAAAAUUCACCUAUUAUCAAGACAACUAGUUCCUUUUUCACCACUAUUGAUGGAGGGAAAACCAUUAAACAAUAUGAUAUUUUUAAAGAUAAGGCUAUUAGCAGUUAUGCAAUUAAGAAAUCUAACAUUGUUGUCCUCACUCAAGAGGACAAAUACAAUAGACAUUCUGCUAAGAAAUUAUGGGUUUCAAAAGAUGGUAUAUCUUUCAAAGAAGCAUAUCUACCUACACAAUUGAGAUACACUGUAGCAGGAAUGAUUAAAGAGGAUGAUUUUGGGAAAAUUAUCUUACCAAUUAGAAGACAACAAAGUGCCACCACUGACGAUGAUACUUCGACUGUUGCUGAAAUGUUAGUAUCAGAUUCUACUGGUUUGAAAUUUACUCCUUUUGAUUGGGUACCUCAAGAUACUCAAGGUUGGGCUAAUCUUUACAUGCCAAAAGAAUUGAAAGGAACUAUGAUUGGUACCUUCGCCUCCAUGAUGAGAAGAUUUGGUAGAAAACAUAAAGGAUCUUCAAAUUCAACUGAUGAAAGAGGUGUUACUAAAAUAACUGUUGAUAAUGGGAAAACUUGGUCAAAUCUUAAAGUGGUAGAUCCAGCUAAUAAAGACUCAUAUCCUUGUAACAUCGAUGACGUGGAACAUUGUUCAUUACAAAUUUUGUCACCAUUCCAAACUGACGCUGAACCAUCCCCAGGUAUCUUAAUUAGAAUCGGUUACGUAAGUGACGGAAAUUCUUUAGAAAUCCUUGAUAACAAAACAUUCAUUUCCACAGAUGGUGGAUUAACAUGGAGAAUGAUCUUCGAUUAUCCUGUUAUAUACGCCAUAGGUGAUUCUGCUAAUAUCAUUGUAGCAGUACCAUUCGACCCUAACGAAGAUAAUGAUCCUGAAUCUGAAUUUUAUUAUUCAUUAGAUCAAGGUGAAACUUGGAAUGAAUAUCAACUAGAAGAACCUAUUAUUCCAUUGGAAAUUGUUUCAACAACCCCUGACGGAUCAGGAUUAAAUUUCAUUAUCAAUGGGUUUUUGGUUACAGCAAACCCAUUUGAUGAAAACGGUACUGGUAACUUUAUUUAUGCCAUUGAUUUUUCAGAAUUAUAUGAUAAGAAACUUUGUACAAAGGAUGAUUUUGAACAAUGGUACCUAGGUAAUGGGAAUUGUAUUAAUGGAGCUAAAUAUAGUUAUCCAAGAAGGAAACAAAACUCGAAAUGUAUAGCUAGGAAACUUUUUGAAGAUUUAGAAUUGACUGAACAAGUUUGUGAUGAAUGUACAAAUGCUGAUUAUGAAUGUUCUUUUGAAUUUAUCAAAGAUAACGAAGGUAAAUGUGUCCCCGAUUACAACUUAUUAACUAUGUCUGGAGCAUGUUCCGCAACCAAAAAGGAUACUUUGAAAAUAGCUCCUAUGCAAUUAAUAACGGGCGAUAAAUGUAAGAAACCUUUAGAUAUUUCUCCAGUUGAUGUCAGUUGUGAAGAUGUUCCAAAUAGAGGAGGUUCACCGAACAAGGGUAAAGGUGAAUUAAUUAGAGUGACUGAAAAUACUUUUGGUUCCAGAGUGACUUUCUACCAAUAUUUCGAUACAUAUUCCGAUGAAUCUUUGAUAAUUGGAGAUGCUCAUCAUAAUUACUUUAUUUCUCAUGAUAGUGGACAAACGGUAACCAAAAUCGAAUCUAUGGAUCAAAAAAUAAUUGAAGUAGUCUUUAAUACUUACUUCAAUUCUUCAGCCUACUUAUUCGGCGAUGGUGGGAAUCUUUUUGUCACAAAUGAUGGUGGCCAUACCAUUACAUCUACCAAACUGCCAGAAGGUGUCCAACUAGGUUUCCCAUUAGAUUUCCAUAGUAAAGAUCCAAACACAUUCAUAUACUAUGGUGGUAAAAACUGUGAUUCCAUCUUAAGUAAAGAAUGUCAUGCCGUGGCCUACAUUACUAGAGAUGGUGGGAAAACAUUUACUGAGUUAUUAGAUAAUACAAUCCAUUGCGAGUUUGCUGGAUCUCAAUAUGAGCAUCCAUCUGACGAAAAUUUGAUUAUUUGUCAAGUUAAAGAAAAAGGUUUCACGAAACGUUCCUUAGUUUCUAGUACUGAUUACUUCAAGAACAAUAAAGAGAUAAUCUUCGAUGAUAUUUUGGGAUAUAUGUCCAGUGGUAAAUUUAGCAUAGUCGCAGUAACACAUGGGGAAAACGAAUUAAGAGCAUACGUCACUUUAGAUGGUAAAGAAUUUGCUGAAGCAAAAUUGCCGAAAGAUUUAGAAAAAUUCGAGCAAGAAGCAUUUACAGUGUUGAAUGGGGAUCCAUCAUCAAUAUUAUUGCAUUUCUCUACAAACCAUGCGUUCGAUAAGGGUUUUGGAAGAUUAUUAAAAUCAAAUUCUAAUGGUACAUCAUUUGUUACCUUAGAACCGGGCGUCAACAGAGUUAAUUCAGGAUUAGUAGAUUUCGAGAAAAUUCAAGGAUUAGAAGGUGUGAUGGUCAUUAACGUAGUUGAUAAUAUGGAUGAUGUAAGGACGAAGAACGCCGAUAAGAAACUAAAAACUAAGAUAACCUUCAACGAUGGUUCAGAUUGGACAUUUUUGAAACCACCUGCCAGAGACUCUGAAGGUAAGAAAUAUAACUGUAAGUCUAAUUCAUUAAGUUCCUGUUCUUUGAAUUUGCAUGGCUAUACUGAUCGUACGGAUAUACGUGACACUUAUUCUUCUGGAUCAGCAAUAGGUUAUAUGUUUGCAGUAGGUAAUGUUGGAGAAUCCUUACUUCCAUAUGAUGAAUGUUCCACAUUCUUGACGAUAGAUGGUGGCGCUACGUGGAAGGAAGUGAGAAAGGGUCCAUAUCAAUGGGAGUAUGGUGAUCAUGGCGGUAUUUUGGUUUUAGUUCCAGAUAAGAAGGCAAGUGAUACAAUCUCCUUUUCGAUUGAUUCAGGGAAAACUUGGGUCGAUUAUAAAUUCACUGAUGCUAAAGUCACCAUUAGCGACAUUGUUACAGUACCACAAGAUUCUGCUAUGAGAUUUUUAUUAAUCGGUGCUUCACCUUCUGUAAAGGGAAGUUCUGCAAAAACGUUUACAAUUGACUUUACUGGAAUUUUCCCGAGACAGUGUAUUUUCGAUUUCAAUAAUCAAGAUUCCGAUGAUUUUAGUUAUUUCAAAGUCAACCCUUCCAGGGCAGAAUGUCUAUUCGGUCAUCAAAAGGAAUAUUUGAAAAAGAUUCAUAAUAAUUGCUUCAUUGGAAAUGUUCCAUUAGCUGACUAUUCAAGAAUUACCAAGAAUUGUUCUUGUAUUAGAGCUGAUUUCGAGUGUGAUUAUAACUUUUAUAAAGCAAAAGAUGGAACUUGCAAGCUGGUAGAAGGAUUAGAUCCAAUUGACCCAUCUGAUGUUUGUAAAAUUAACCAAGACUUGAUUGAGUUUUCCGAACCAACUGGUUACAGGAAAAUUCCCUUGUCUACCUGUCAAGGCGGGUUACGUCUCGAUGCUUCAUCUGACCUAUACCCAUGUCCUGGUAAAGAAAAGCAAUUCAAUCAGAAGUACGGUGUAGGUGCCCUUCAUUUCAUUCUAAUAUUUGGAAUUCCAUUCCUUACAUUUGUUGGGAUUGCAUGGUUCAUUUAUAUAAAUGGUAUUAGAAGAAACGGUGGAUUUUCAAGAUUUGGAGAAAUUAGAUUGGGUGAUGACGAAUUGAUCGAAAACAACAACACAGAUAAAGUGGUUAAUUAUAUCCUGAAAGGUGGAAUGUUCGUUUUUUCAGGGCUCUUCUCUCGUUUCCAAAAAGUGAAACAUUCCUUUAACGAGAUUCUAACUAGAUUCAGAGAAAGAUCAGGAAGAGGUGGACCAUCUUAUUCAUCUCUGCUGCAUGACCAAUUCUUGGAUGAAGCCGAUGAUUUAUUAGCUGGUCAUGAUGAAGAUGCAAAUGACUUAUCGAGUUUUGCCGAUCAUGAUAGCAAUUUUGAUAUAGACGAUGAAGGUAGUUUCACUCCGGGACUUGAACCUGAACAUGCUCCAUACGCAGAUGAGCCUGCUUCAACCACAAACACAGGUGAUGCACAAUCACCAGGACCAGUUGUUCCUAGUAGUAAUGAUGAGGAAUCACUGUAA
Molecule: messenger RNA, 4761 nt
Organism: Naumovozyma dairenensis CBS 421
Lineage: Eukaryota; Fungi; Ascomycota; Saccharomycetes; Saccharomycetales; Saccharomycetaceae
Gene: PEP1
Product: type I sorting receptor
Exons: 1
Coding region: 1-4761 (1586 amino acids)
Biological process (GO): protein targeting to vacuole; Golgi to vacuole transport; Golgi to endosome transport
Cellular component (GO): membrane; Golgi apparatus
Molecular function (GO): protein binding
Source: RefSeq, a predicted model, not a curated record